ACACACAUUCAUUUAUGUAUGAAUGAAUAAUAUAACCUUUUUUUAUGGCGCGUGUUUUUACUGAAUAGUAAAUAUCACAUAUUUAAAUCCAAAAAAUAAUUAUUGCAUCUGAUAUGUGAAAAGCAGCAACUGUAUCUGAUAUUGACAUUCUUAAGGAAACGUACAACGAUAAAUAUAUACAUAAUUAUAAGUAUUAGAAUAUGUUGCAGAACGUUUUGAAAUCGAAAUUUGGUUACGACAAUUUUAAAAAUGAUAUUCAAAAACAAGCAAUUAAUGCCAUUCACAAAGGAAAGCAAGAUGUAUUUGUGUGUAUGCCGACUGGUUCUGGAAAAUCUCUCUGUUUUCAAUUACCAGCAAUAAUGAGAGAGCACAAAGUUGCAAUUGUCUUUUCACCACUCCUAGCUUUGAUGAAGAAUCAAAUAGAUUUUUUAGUGUCUAAAAAAAUUAAUGCCUAUUCCUUGAAUUCUACUACAUCGAGCAAAGAAAGAAAUACAAUCAUGGAAGAUCUUAUGUCAAAUUCACCUAAAAUUAAAUUAUUAUACGUCACUCCAGAAAUGGGAGCACAACAGCAUUUUCAGGAAACGAUAACCAAAUUGAAUAAAAAGAAAACACUUUCUUACUUUGUUAUCGAUGAAGCUCAUUGUUUAAGUGAAUGGGGUCACGAUUUUAGGCCAACUUAUAGACAAUUGGGAGUUUUUAAGAAAUUGUGCCCCAAAAUACCUAUAAUUGCAUUAACAGCGACUGCUGCAAAACAGGUGAAAGAUGAUAUUCUCCAAAGUUUGCAUAUGAAAGAUGCAUUGAUAUUCUCUCAGCCAGUUUUUCGUUCUAAUCUAUAUUAUGAUGUGUGGUUCCUAGAAACAUUAGAGAAACCAUUUGUACACUUGAAAAACUUUAUUUUAGAUGCAUUAGGUCCUUCAGAUAAUUCUAUUCCUAUGCAUAAAAGGAACUGUGGUAUUAUUUAUUAGAAAAAGGAAACAACUGAAAUUGUUGCACAUAAAUUGACUCUUGCUGGCAUUACAACACUAGCAUAUCAUGGGAGUUUGAAAGCUCAAGAACGUAAUGAAGUACAAAAUAAGUGGACAACAGGUGAAGUACCUGUUAUCACAGCAACAUGCAGCUUUGGAAUGGGUGUUGACAAAGCAUCUGUUAGAUUUGUAAUUCAUUGGACAGUACCUAAGAAUAUUGCAGCAUAUUAUCAAGAAUCAGGAAGAGCUGGCAGAGAUGGCAAUCCAGCAUAUUGCAGAGUUUAUUUUAGCAAUGAAGAAUACAAACCUAUUUCCUUUCUUAUCAAGGAGGAAAUUACGCAUAAAUCUUCAGAGCUUGCAAAAAUUAAAUGGCAAGAUUUUGAAAGUGUUGCAUACUGUUUAGAGGCAAAAUGCCGACAUGCAGUAUUUUCCAAGUAUUUCGGAGAUUCUCCUCCGCCUUGCAAAAACAGAUGCGAUAUAUGUAACAAAGACGAAGUGCAAGCGAAAAUUGCUCAGUUUGAAAUGUGUACAACUAAAAAGUGCCGAAGUAAUAUAGGCAGUGUAAUGCAAAUGAAUUAUGACGACGGCGAAAUUGAUGGAUUUGAUGAGCCAGAAGAAUCAAGAGAGAAGAUUAUAGCAGCUGAAAAACGAGAAAGAAAAGAACUUAUUAUGGAACAAUUUGCACUUCGACGCAAUACAUCUAAAGAGGAGAAAAUAAAGCGACAGAACAUUGCACACGCGAAAGUAGCGCAUGUUCGUGCAGCUGACAGUACAGAUAAAAAAGUCAAAGGUUUAACUGUUCAAGUGCGAGAACACUUGUACAAUGAAUUAAAAGUAGCAUUAUUUGAAAAUUAUCAACAUUCGUCAAACGAUAACAAACAACUUCAGGAAAAGGAUAUUCAUGAUAUAUCUAAUAACAUAGAAUAUAAAAUAUUCUCCAGCGUUAGGGUACCAAAUAAAUACAAAUUUGAUAUGUCUAAAUUGAUUUCAUCGAUACGAAAAUGUACUGAUGAUAAUACUAUUUACGAAGCAAUACGUGAUUAUAAAGAAACAGAAUAUCAUGAUAUAGAACUUAACAAUUCUAAUACUAUCAAUGUAUUAAAUAAUGAACAUGCAUCUGAUGUAGCUAAAAUCGAAUUUAACAAGAACACUUCAAACGAAUGUAGUAAACCGAUUUUCCCUUCUACAUUCAAAACUGCAUUAGAGAUUUUAAAUGAAGAAAAGCUACAAGCAUCAGGCAAAAAUACAAUUCAAUCAAAGACACUAUCUGUUAAAAAUGUCAAAAGAAAUGAAAUUAAAAAUGAAACAUCUAUUGAUUCUAAUAGUAUACAGAAAAAUGUAUGUGAAAAUGAAACAUCACUGAUGCAAAUGUCAAAUGAUUUUGUCUGUGCACGAAAAAUUUAUGAUAGCAGCGUAUCUAAAUUGAAUACAAGUUCUUCUAAGUCCAAAUCUAAUACAAGCUCUUCUAAAUCAAAAGUUCGCAGAAGUAAAACAGAUAAAGGUAAAGGUGUAAAGAAAACUGGUAAAACAGUUUAUGAACAAAUUUUAGCAUCAGCACGAUCAGUACCAAAGAAGACUGCAGAUAAAAGAGAUAUUUUUGUUGAAACAGAACCAAUUGACAAUGUUAUUGAGUGUGUUAAAAACAAGGAUGAAAUUAAGAAUAGAAAUAAAAAUAAAGAGAUUGAACUUAUUAAACAUCAUGAGGAUGAUAUAAAAUCUACUAAGAAAAGAAAAAUUGUACAUAAUGAAUUUAAUGAAGAAACAUUUAACCAAAAUAUCGAUAAAAGAAAUUUAGAUGAUAGGAUUGUAACAGAAGUAGUUACAAUAGAAAGUACAGAUACGAAUACUAACAUUAUUAAUACUAUAAAUAAUGACUUAUUGAUGUUGAAAAAAGAUAAAACUAAGAAACAUUUUGAAAGAGAAGUUAAUACAGAAUUAAAGAGAAAAGAAAAAACUGCUGAUUUAUUUCAUUCAAAACAACAUGAAAAGAACAAAAGUAAUAAUAAACUAAGAGUACCUGCAGAUAAAGUUACACAAUUUAAAACAGCAGAAAUUUUAAAAUCGUAUUUAAUGAAAUAUUAUCGAUCAGAACGUCUUCCAGAUAAAGCAACGUUCUCAAAAACUUGCAGAGAAAUGCACUACAUUAUGUUAAGAAAAAAUAUUUGAUAAAGAAGAAAUACAUAAUUUCGUUACAAGCUUUAUGAAUCAAUCUUGAAAAUUUUUUUAUUAAUAUAUCUGACGUAUUGUUCUAUUUAUUGUUAGGUAAGCAACAACAUAAAAAUAACUCUGUUCUUGAAAUAAAUAUAUCCCUUUUA
Messenger RNA from Nylanderia fulva, 3280 nucleotides. Its product is annotated as ATP-dependent DNA helicase Q5. Gene Ontology annotation, cellular component: nucleus; cytoplasm; chromosome. The record is from RefSeq and is a predicted model, not a curated record. Lineage: Eukaryota; Metazoa; Arthropoda; Insecta; Hymenoptera; Formicidae. Gene Ontology annotation, biological process: double-strand break repair via homologous recombination. Gene Ontology annotation, molecular function: four-way junction helicase activity; ATP binding; nucleic acid binding.